Messenger RNA from Vitrella brassicaformis, 4674 nucleotides. The record is from the annotation of a GenBank genome assembly. Lineage: Eukaryota; Vitrellaceae.
GUGAAAUCUGGCUGCUUUCAAUUGUUUGCGUGUGAGAUCAAAAUGAUGAGCGAGAACGCCCAGGUGCGGAUGGUGCGUGAGCGCACUCUGGGCAGAUGUGCACCGAUGCGCUUCUGGAGGGGCAUCUACGCAUCCAAGACGACGAUAGGAAGGUACUCACGCACCAAUCGGCAGGCGGGAGGCCGCGCGUCUCACUGUGUUGUCUGGCGUGUCAUGUAGGAUGAAGAGAGGCCCGUCCCUUCAGAGUCACCAUGGUCAGUCGGGUUCCUCCACUGAUCGCCCUUGAUGGCUGCUGUGUGAUCCUGAGUGUUAUGUCUGUGUGUGUGUGUGUGAACAGGCUGUGUCAACUCGAUAAACUGGAAUGAGACGGGGUCCAUGCUCGUCAGCGGCAGUGACGACACGGUGAGGAAGGACCACAGACAUGAACAGGGACGGAGAGGAGCGCCAUCGCAACCAAUGACUGUCUGCCGUGCCGUGGUGGUCGUGUGCAUGCAUUCAUUCAUUCAGGCUCUGUGCGUGUGGGACUACCCGUCUUUCAAGCUGAGGACGCGGAUCGAAACGGGACACCUCGGUGAGCUCAAGGGAAACUGAUGCACUGAUCGACCUGCUAUGGAUGCCGCCACACACUCACUCGCUUGCUUGCUUGCUUGCUUGUUUUCUCGGUACUAUCCCUUGCAGCCAACAUCUUCUGUGGCCGCUUCAUGCCGACUGACAACGAGGUCAGCCACUCAGUCAGUCAGUCAGUCAUAGCUAGGUCAAAGUGCCUGCUAUGCUUUGCUUUCCCCAACCUAUCAGACGAUCAUCAGCUGCAGUGCCGACAGUCAGGUCCGCGUGUGCAACCUCUCCACCGGACGGCUCAUACGCGUUUAUACGGACCAUACGGUGGGUGAGAGAGUGCGGGAGUGAACACACAACCGAUGGGCAACGGGGAUCUGUCUGGUGUCUGUCUGUGGUCUGAUACUCAGGAUCGCGUCAAGAAACUGGCAACGGAAACAGGCAAUCGUAAUGUGUUUCUGAGCUGUGCGGAGGACGGCACUGUGCGGCAAUUCGACCUGCGCGUCGACGACUCGAGAUGUACGUACCACGCAAACACAAAACACCCACGCGCUGAGUAGCAAUCCAUCUGUGUGGGUGGUCAGGUGCCCGUGACGAGCCUGAGGUGCGCCCCCGUUUCGGUCGUCUGGGCAGGAUGGCACGCAGAGCAGCCGACCGGUCGCCCGCCAAUGUGCUCGCAAUGCUCGAUGGAGGUACGCACCCCACGACAAACACACAGGCAGGCAGGCAGGCAGCUGCAUGGUGCUCUCUUAUUGCUGUGGCUAGGUGGUGAUGAGGUUGGGCUCAGCUCGAUCUCGCUGGCGGCACUCAGACCUGAGUGAGCCACACGGCAUACACACAGGUGUCAUCAGCAGCAAGAUACACCCGUCCUUCCUUGUUCGUUAUCGCAGAUAUUUCGUGAUAGGAGGCGACAAAGCAUCCAUCUGGCUGUUCGACAGGUGCCGGCACCACAAUCCAUUAUUGUGGCCACGGAUGCCGUAUUCUGGAUGUAUUGCCACCCGUCCACAGGCGCAUGUUGAGCCCCCGUCCUUUGGAGUCUUUCACCAGCACGCCAUCCGUCCCGGCAGCAGGUCAGACACCUACACACUUGACCCUGCCCUCACACACCCGUGUAGCUAUCUGUGUUUGUCCACGUGUUCAUGCAGAGUACCAGCCGCCUGAGCGUCGCGUCCAGCGCCUCACCGGUGUCAACAUCUCAUACGACGGCAAACGCGUCAUCGGUAGGCAUGCACACGUGCACGAGACAGGGCAUCACAGGUGCAGGCAGACAGACAAACAGUCACGUGGAGCUGUGUGUCUGUUUCGCUGGUUGCCUGGCUACAGGUUCCUGGAGCGAGGAGCACAUCUACAUGUUCAACGUUGACAAGGUGACCCAUCUGCCAGGCACAGACAAGAGGACGGUUCAUCACGUCUGUCUUGUGCCUGUCGCCAGGGCGUGGAGAGCUACACCCGCUUCCUGGCAGACAAGCGGGCGUCGAAGCGAGACCGGGACAUGUCAGCCGCUGCCGAGCCCAGCAGAGCCGCUGCAGCGGCAGCGGCAUCGUCAAGCGCCGAUGACGGACCCAAGGACACCACCAACUCAUCCCCAGACACCACCCCCUCUGCACUACCCUGUCCUACCGGCGACGCGGGCCCACAGCCCAUGGACCUCGACGCACGCGGGAAGCGACCCAGAAAGGACGAGGACCGAGAGGACGAGAGCAAGGAUAGCGGCGAGUCGAGUCCUCCCCUGUGCGUGCCGUCGCGGCGACUGAACCUCCCGGCGCCCCGUUUUGGCGACGGUGAGCUCGACGACCAGGACCUGAAGCCGGCCGCAGACGUGCUCGACCAUCGGCCGCUCGACAAGUCGCCAGCCACGGCCGACUUACCGGCCCCCGGCAGCGGGCAGGACCGAGACAAGAAGGAAGACAGGAAUAAAGAAGACGACAAGCAGCAGCAGGGCGGCGGUGAUGAGUUGGAGGUUCUGGCUGGCGUGGAGGUGGACAUGUUCGGGCCACCGACUCCCGGUGAAGAGCAGCGACAGCAGCAGCAGCAGCAGGAUGGAGAAGGCGAGGAGCAUGAGAAGGAGGACCAUGAUCAUGAUGACGACGACGACAGCGAGAGCCUCGAGAAGGCCGUGAGUUCGUCGAGCAGUGGUGGUGGUGGCGGGGGCGGCUCUGGCUCCCGGGCCGCGGCGGGGGGGUCAGGAGGGUCCGGGUCAGGCGGUGCUGCAGCCCCACAUGCAAUGGAUGAUGACGACGACAGCGACGACGAGCCGCCCUUUAUCCAGCUGCUGAGGUCCAUCGCCAGGAACCGGCAGCCGCGGUCGCCUGCACGGCCUCUACCCAGGCAGCCGUGGAUGAUCGACCAAAUGCAGGUGGGGAGACGACCACAAGAGAGCGGCACACUGCUCACUUCAUCCAUGUGUGUGUGUGUGUGGUUGUCAUUCAGACGUACACUGGUCACUGCAAUGUCCGGACGGUCAAGGACGUGCAAUUUGUGGUGAGUGAGUGAGUAGGCUAGGCGGGCUGUGGGGCUGUCUGUCUGUCACCGUCAGUCAGUGUGAUGCACUCCCUCCCUCACUGGUGCUGGCUGGCUGUCCUGUGCUGUGCCAUCCAUAAACAAAGGGUCCGUAUUGCGAGUACGCGGCUUCUGGCUCUGACGACGGCCGCAUAUUCAUAUGGGACGCAUUCACCGGCUCACUGGUGUGGAUCGGUAAGUAGGUAUCACAUACAGGCACUGCGCGGAAAAUAUACAUAAAGUGUGUCGUCUCUGUUAAACUGUGUCUGCAGGUCACGAUGCCGACUGCAGUGUGGUCAACUGCAUCGCGGGCCACCCCCGAGACCCAGUGCUGACCUCAUCAGGAAUCGACAACGACGUCAAGGUAAGGUCAGCAGAGGCAGGCCACCAUGGCCCGCCCACGUGCCACACGCCAUUCUCUCUUUUGUGUCGUCCCCCUGCCUGUCUGUCUGUCUGUCUGCCUGUCUCCUUGUGUGUGCAGGUUUGGUACCCCACUGCGCCAAGGAGCAUGGACGUGACGACGCCAGCUGUGGCGAGAAUACUCGCCGACAACGAGCGCAACCGCACCUCACUCAGGACGGGGGCCUUCCUCACACGCGCAGAGUUCCAACAGGUCACAAGAGAGACCAAUGUCGACACACCUCUCGCAGGCAGCAUGUUUGUAUGCCUUCCGUGUGUCUGUGUGUGUGAGUGCAGUUGCGUCAGAUGAUCGCCUCGGGGCAGCGACACACAGAUGACGACGGGGUCAAAGACACUGACUGAUCACCACACCGGGCGGCCGUCGCACAUGGACAGUUGUCUGGUCUGUGUGUGUCAGGAGGAUGGUGAGGGUGAGGGUGAGAGUGCCCAGCAACAGGCAGCAGCCGCCGAGACACAACAUGAGGAAGAGGUCAGUCACACAUGGGCCGACAGCCAAUGCAUCCUUCUACUCACGCUUCCUUCGUUCGUUGGUUGGUUUAGUCCGGGAGUCAGGGCGGCGGUGGCGGUGGCCAGGGUGGUGAUCAGCCCACCCGUCGCGGCCGACUGUUCGGCCGCCGAGGCAGAGGCAGGGGCAGGUAGGUACCCAUACACGCACGCCAUCGCAACCGGACACUCAGAGGUGAAGAGAAGAUGCCUGUCUUGUGUUGCCUGCCGUCAGGGUGAGCUACACCGUUGGGUGCGAGAACCAGUAGACAGACAGACAGACAGACAGCUCAGCCCCGCCCUCCCUGCUGGUGCCGAUGCUGCAUUUCUUCAAGCCGUGUGGUGGCGUGUGUGUAUUGUGUCGUGUGUGAGUGAGUGAGCACAUUGUUGGUCUGUGUGUGUGAGUGGCAGUGUGCUGGCUGUACGAUAAACAGAUAGACCGGCGUGGGAAUGGGAUUGUGUGCAUUCGUUCAUUCCAUGUGCUGUCAUGUCGUUGUGGCUGAGGACGAAAACCAUAGUGUUUGGCCAAUGGGUUUGUCGUGUGCGUGUGUGCCGUGGGGCUGUCUGUGUACCACCGCGGUUGUCAUCCUGUGUGUGGUGUGGGCGGGCGCCACAAGUUUUUCCCUGUCUGUCUGUCUGUCUGUCUUGUGUGGGGGUAUGUGACACUGGACGGUCCCCUUAUCAUCAUGAUGCACUCCUUCGUCAACAGAACAACGG